CAAUUCUUGAUUUCAUCUUUUUUUACACAAAAUCACUUUCAACCUCAAUGAGUCCCUCCCUCGCUACGGAGACCACCAGAUACAAUGACUGCUCACCGUCAAGUGCGAGCGAAGAUGAAGAUGACGCGCCUGACCCGCUGAAUCACCAUGGAAUCGAUUUCAGUAUACGAGAUACCAUGAAGCGAGCGCUUCGAGCAUCAUCGCGUUUAGGAGAUGGCGUUCGAUAUCAACAGCUUGGAAUUUCGAAUUCAAAUGAUUUGGAGACUCAGUCACCGCCUCUUGACCGUACUCAGUUCGACUUUAGCAGCCACCAUGAAGGAGUCUCAUUUUUCGGUCAAAUUCGAUCAACGGUCGUUGCGUCGAAACUCAAUUGGCUCCUGGUUUUUGUACCGAUUGGAUUGGCGGCGCAUUCGUUUCAGAUCAACCCUCUUGCGAUUUUCAUGACGAAUGCGAUUGCUAUUGUGCCGCUUUCUGUUAUGUUGACGGAGGCGACGGAGCGUAUUGCUGCUGAUGCGGGAGAUACUAUCGGUGCGCUAUUGAACAUUACACUUGGAAACCUUGUUGAGUUGAUUAUCCUGUGGGUGGUUGCGCUGGUGAAUAACCACAUUCGCAUCGUUCAAGCAUCGAUUUUAGGCAGUGUUCUCGUGAACCUACUUCUCAUCUUGGGCUCUGCGCUUUUUGCAAGCAGUAUGUCCAAUAUCGACCCUCACAGCAGCAUGGAAGAGUCUGAGCUCCUGGCCGCUCUCCUCUUCGUCUCAGUCUUUGUCAUUCUCAUCCCGACCGCAUUUGACUACACUUUCCAUAUGAAGGGAAAGAAGAGCGAAGCCGCAUUGAGCAUGAGCCGCGCUUCAUCUCUUGUAGUCCUCGUCAUCUACAUCGUGUAUUUCGCGUAUGAGAUGAGACCCAAGCAUGUCGAAGCACCAGCAAUUCCGUUACAACCACUGCACACAGAGCAUCACCAACACCGACGAAAUCAGGGUUCAACAUCUCAUAGUGCAAGACUUAUUCGGUUUGCAGACCAGGAAGUUCCAACCCGUGCGCGGAGCACGACGCUUGAUACGAUGAGCGUAGCGGAAGCUGAGGAGGAGCGUGGGAAGAGGGAGACGUCUCGUGCUAGUUUGUCUCAUCGAUCGAGAGGGAACUCACGAUCUCACUCGCGUUCUGGCUCGAGGACUGAGUUUCAUGGUUCAGAGAUGCGGGACCUUUCGGUUGGGAGUGCUCAGUCGAGAACUAUCAUGGAACGACCGGAAGUACCGGGUCAUCCGUCGCAUCCUUCUAGCACGAGCGGUACAGUAGCUGCUGUUACAGUUCUGUUUGUUUCGUCGGCCCUCAUGUCGAUGAACGCCGAGUUUCUCGUCAAGACGAUUGACGAUGUUACUCACGAAGGUGGUCUAUCAGAAGCCCUGAUCGGUCUUAUCAUUCUGCCGGUGGUUGGAAACAUCGCGGAGUACGUGACCGUCGUCACUGUCGCCAUGAGAAACAAGCUCGAGCUUGCUAUUUCCGUCGCCGUCGGAUCAGCGAUUCAAAUCGCACUUUGCGUCGCGCCAUUGACGGUCUUGAUAGCCUGGAUGCUUGGUCGGGAUCUUGAGAUGGCGUUCAACGUCUUCGAAACCACGACAUUGGUUGGGUCGGGUUUGUUGAUCAACCUAUUGAUUCUUAGUCGUGCGGGCACUGCCAUCAGGGCUAUUGGCUUGAAAGGAGCUCUGAUGUUUGCCUGCUAUGUCAUCAUCGCUCUUGGUGCGUACUAUGAGCCGCAUGGCAAGACCAAAUAAAAGAAGAGGUGGAGAAAGGGACAUACGAUUAUGAUAAUAUCAAGACUUAGAUUCAUUGGGAAUAUAAUUUUACUUCAAUUUUCAA
Messenger RNA from Fusarium oxysporum Fo47, 1857 nucleotides. RefSeq lists its product as uncharacterized. The record is from RefSeq and is a predicted model, not a curated record. Gene Ontology annotation, cellular component: fungal-type vacuole membrane. Lineage: Eukaryota; Fungi; Ascomycota; Sordariomycetes; Hypocreales; Nectriaceae. Gene Ontology annotation, molecular function: calcium:proton antiporter activity. The transcript has 5 exons. Gene Ontology annotation, biological process: intracellular calcium ion homeostasis; calcium ion transmembrane transport. The coding region runs from base 48 to 1772 and encodes 574 amino acids.